Messenger RNA from Numida meleagris (helmeted guineafowl), 6460 nucleotides. RefSeq names its product SEC22 homolog C, vesicle trafficking protein (gene SEC22C). The coding region runs from base 1759 to 2673 and encodes 304 amino acids. The record is from RefSeq and is a predicted model, not a curated record. Lineage: Eukaryota; Metazoa; Chordata; Aves; Galliformes; Numididae. The transcript is spliced from 8 exons. Gene Ontology annotation, biological process: endoplasmic reticulum to Golgi vesicle-mediated transport.
GAUAUGGGAUGCGGUGGAGGGGGGGGUUCCGCGGGAGGGAAGGAAAGGAAAGUUUGGGGGUGGUUUUCAGGGUGCCCGAAGGGUGGGAGGAGGAACGCUUGUGGGAAGAGGUGAGGGAGGUGUGUGUAACGGGAGGAGUGGGGUGGGGAGGGAGGGAGUGCGGAGCUGGGCUGCGGGGUGUGCGGGAGGCUUUGGGGCACGGGUGGGUGUGUGCGUUCCUGGCUGACAGCGGCCCGGGCUGCACAGGCCAACGGAACGGCAGCAGGUGAAGGAGGCGAUCCUGCCUCUCUGCGCAGCGCUGCUGAGGCCGCACCCGGAGAGCCGUGCUCAGUUCUGGGCCUCCAGUACAGCAGAGAUGUGGACAAACUGGGGAGAGUCCCACGAAGCGCUGCUGUGAUGCUGCGGGGCCUGGGGCGGCUGUGCUGGGAGGAGAGGCUGAGAGCUGAUGCUGCUCAGCGUGGAGACUCGGUGGGAUCUUGCCUGUGUCCGUAAAUCCCUGUUGGGAGGUGCAGAGAACGCAGAGCCUGGCUCCUAUCGGUGGAGCCCAGUGCCAGGACGAGAGGCCGUGGGCACGAGCUAGAGCACAGGAGGCUCCAUUUGACCAUCAGGAAACACUAAUGUGCUGGGCAGGUGGCAGAGCAUUGCCACAGGGACCCAGAGAUUGUGGGUCCCCUCCUUGGGGAUCUUCAGAAGCCGCCUGGAUGUGGUGCUGGGCAGCCCUGCUGGAGCAAGGGUUCGAACAGAUGGACCCAGAGGUCCUUUCCAGCCUCAACCCAUCCAUGCUUUUGUGACUGUUUGCUUGCACUUCAGGUGGUUUCUAUUUUUGAGAGAUUAAUUAAGGGGCUGAAGCUCUUCCCCUUGCAGAGAUGUUAAGGUGUGGUUUAGGCAACAGUUAGGGUGUAGGGGAACAGGAGAUUUCAGGGGGGAGCUGAAUGUUGAGGUUUGAGAUCCAUGUAAUGUGUGUUAUUUGUGGUAGUUCAUAAGAGUAUGUCUGGACAUAAUUUGCGAUGGAAGGUUUUAUGUUUUCUUCCCUUUGAUGAUAAGGAUCAAGCCUGUAGGCUUCAUAGUGUCCUAUAGGUUCUUGAUAUCUGCAAACCUUGUUUUAAAGUUUGGGAUCCCAUGCUUUCAGAUGGGAUUUUUUUAUCAGUUUUUUUUUUAUCAGUGCUAAAUCUGGAGAGAUUUAAGCUAAAUCUGACUGCUUCAGGAGUAUCCUGGGCUAUGGUAGCAUUUACUACAGCUGCAGUAGGAAGAUCAGAACUUGACAGAAUAGUUGUAUGUCUUUAGGUUUGAAACUGGCCUGUAUGCUUCGUUUAGAGAAAAGGGAAAUGUGAUUCUAAACAGGGAGAGAAAAUGAGUGCUUAAGAGAGGUACUGGUGGCAAGGUGUUACCUGUUCAUGCUGUGCCAUUCUUAAAAGGAAACUUCUGCUCACGACGGUUAGAUAAAAUAACUUCUUAAGUAAUGUUAUUUUAAAAAUAAAACCCCACUCCAUCAACUACUUACUGGUUUCUGUUUGCUUUCAGAGCCUUUCACAUAGACUCCAAGUACAGAAAUUAAGGCAGGAGUUUCUUUAAGUGUGGUGCUACUGAAUUGGAUCUAAUCUUCUGUGGAGGAGCUUGCGUAACAGCACCAUCAAGUGAUGGGAGCUGCACUGUUGGUCUUCUGGUGUCUGGCGCUGAGUGCUCAUGGCUUGUCCGAAGGACAGAUCUCCUGCGUGAUCUGAAUGUACCAGGUUGUCCUCAUGAGUACUCCGGUGGAGAAUGUCCAUGAUCUUCUUUGCCUGCGUGGUGCGGGUGAGAGACGGGCUUCCCCUCUCAGCCUCCACAGAUUUUCAUUUCAACCAGGACUUUCUGGAAUGCAGAAAGAAACUGAAGGCAUUAUCCUCAGUUCUGGCGCGGUAUCCAAGUCGAGGCACAGCAAAAGGACGUGACCUUAGCAUACAUUUCCUGUCUUCUGGGGAUAUUGCCUGCAUGGCAAUCUGUUCCAGCAGUUACUCGACCAUCAUGGCAUUUUGCUUCCUGGAAGAGCUGCAGUGGGAAUUUGCUGCUUCCCAUGAUGCAACAAGCGUCAGUUUAGCUUCCAGACCGUAUGCUUUUCUUGAAUUUGAUAACGUCAUUCAGAAAGUCAAGCAGCGCUUCAACUACGCGAGCGGCUCGGCGGCGAAGCUCGGCUGGGAGAAGGUGGAAGAGGAGCUGAGGCUGCAGCCCCCGGUUCAGCUGAAGCUGGAGGAUGCCGAGCUGAUGAACGGGGUGGCUAACGGGGGGCACGCAGGAGUGCAUGUGGAGGUUGCCCCUGCGUACAGAAUGCAGCGUGUGACUCCCCUGGGGAUUCUGUCACUCGUGCUGAACAUCAUGUGUGGAGCUUUGAAUCUCAUCCGAGGAGUUCACCUAGCAGAGCAUUCAUUUCAGGAGGACUAUGAAGGAAUUGGAAACGUGAUCGCGUUUUUUCUACCUUUUCUAGCCUGUGUUUUUCAGUGUUAUUUGUACCUAUUCUACAGCUCGACGAGAAAGGUGAAGACGUUUGUACUCUUUUUCUCCAUUUGUUUAUGCAAUAUCUACUUGUAUGGAUUACGGAAUCUCUGGCAAAUAGCCUUUCACAUAGGAGUGGCAUCUCUUUCCUCCUACCAGAUACUGACAAGGCAACUUAUGGAGAAACAACCUGACUGUGGAGUAUGAAAAAGACUUUAGGUUGGCUACGCUCCUUUUAGAAUUUUUUCUUUUUUUGUAUUAAAAUGACCAAAAAUAGCUUGGAGUAUUUUUAAAUAUUUAUGACGAUGGUUACUGCAAGGAGGAUGUUCCAAAGCAACACAAAGUGCAGUAGUAAUGUCAAUCACACAGUGAAGAACUGAGCUGUGUUCAACAUGACGUGUGGUAAUUGUGCAUGAUAGAUUUUGUCAGGUGUCAUCAGCGGAGCGAGGUUCUCCUUACCAUAAACAGGCUCUUACUCUUUGACCAACACCAUCCAGACAACACUUUGCCAUCUGUCUUGCUGGCUUUGUAACAGUUUGGUGGGCCGAUGUCUUGGCUUGCCAACGCUUCUGAAAAUAUCGACAACGUACGGUAAAGUGAAGAUAAAGUGAUGGGGAACACUUUUGUCUAUAGAAUUUCUUAAGUGUUAAGAUUCUUGGUAAGUGUAAGUAAAGGAGUAGUUUGCCAUAGUUAGGUGAGUUCGUUAUCGAUGGGGAAAAAGCGUUAGGAUGGGAUUCAGGGUAUAUUUUUUUUUUCCUGGGUUUUGAAGGAAAGGAAAAGACUGGCUGCUUUAAAAAUCCUAGAGGCUAUAAAUAUCUCCUGGCUAACCAGCGCGUUGUCGUUAAGUAUGUGCUUAUUGUUUAAUCCCAAAUAUGCUUAGGGCAGCAAAAAGGAACCAAGCGAACACAAGUGACCUUUCAGCUCAGACCUUUAUUUCCUUGGUUAAGGUCACUCUCACUGUAAAAGCAAUUUCGUGUUUGCUUGGUCUGUACAGAUAAUAAACCUUCCAAGCCUCCUUAUGACAGGCCACUGGCUCCUUCACUUCUAAAACAAAGUAUAGUUGCUGAGUAGAAAGCCAUCUCCAGUAAUGGAGAGCAAGAGCAGGUUCUCUUUUUUUAUCUAGAACAUUUUCAGUUAAUGGUGUUGAGUUUUUAACACUAAGGUGAGUUUAUGAGCGUGCAAUUUUGGGUAUAGUACUUAGGAUCUGAGUUUCUUAACCUCUGCUGCACUGGGUAUUCCUGUACGUGAUGCAUUUCAGCACCUAUAUGAACGUGUAAGGCUGCCUGUGCUUAAAAAAAAGCACAGCAUUUUGAUGCAGCUGUCCCUGAAGGAUUGUAAAGACUCAAACUACGAAGAUACAGGGAACUGUAGGUGUGCUAUUGUCCAACUAUGGGCCUAGCUUUUCUUUUUUUCUUUUUUUUUUUUUUUCUUAUAAGCCUAUUUUCUUUUAGUGAGAACUCAUGGUGAUAGGUGGACGGUUGGACUGGAUGAUCUUGUGGGUCUUUUCCAGCCUUGGUGAUUCUAUGAUUCUGGGAUUCUAUUUUCUGGUGACCCCAUUUCCUUCACGAAAGCUCUUUCACCAAAGAUCUCUUCUCACAUCGUCUCUUCUCUGGUGGUUGCAGAGGGAUGAAGGCCAUGCAGAGUUGCCUUCCUGAGUUUGCAGGAAUGUGUGACAAAAUCACUUUCUUGCAUAUCUGUGAAUUUCCCUGGAAUCUCAUCGUGCCAACACUGCAAGUAUCAGUAAACUGCUAGACCAGAAUUGUGUAGCACUGUAGCUUGGAAGCACUUCUUUGAUGCUUCUGACUACAACCUGCAGCCUGUUAUAACCAGAAUGGGUUCUGGGACAUCAUGGUAGCAGAAUUUUUCCAGAAGUAAAAUAGAAGCAUUUCUCUUCCAUCCCAUGCUGGCCCAUUUACUGUCACAAUAAAUAACGAGAUCCUUUAAACUGCCUGGAAGAGUGUAGUAGAAAUGAUGGAGGAAGAUUUCAGCCAGCCAGUUAGGAACACUGCUAUGUGCUGUAAAGGGAUGGGUUAACACUGGUUCUCUGUCAUACACUGUGGCAGGAAACGGGGGCUAAGUGGAACAUGAAGCCAACAUUCAGCCCUUCUCCUUAUGGCACCCAGGGGUCCCCACAGAUGGGGAGGUUUUAGAGCUGUCAAGCUUUAGGUUUCCAUGCUGGUCAGCCCCAGUUUUACUUGGUGAGGUAGUCUUUCAUAGAGUCAUAGAAUUGCUCAGGUUGGAAAAGACCUUCAAGAUCAUCAAGUCCAACCACAACCUAACCAUACUACCCUAACAGCCCACCGCUAAGUCUGGUCCCUGGGCACCACAUCCAGACAAUGUGAUUUGAGGCUGCAGGGAACCAAGAAAUGUGGCUGGAUUACAGGUAAUGCAAGUAACUGAAAAGCAAACCAACAAAAAACCCAACCAGCCCAACCCUUGACCUCCCACUCUCUCCAUGUUCCCUCCAAAAAGCUUAAAGACAUCCAAAAAAUGUAUUAUUGGAAACUAAUGCUUUGUUAACCCAAUCUGUUGGGUGGCAGCCCUGCCCAUGGGAGGAGGUUGGGACUGGAUGACCUUUAAAGUUGCUUCCAACCCAAGCCAUGCUGUUUUUCUAUGGAAGGCACUGGAUCUGACGCAUUUUUGCUUGCCUAGGGUGUGAACUGGCUAUCAGCCUACUGGCUAACCAUGGGAAUCUCACCCUGUGGGGAAAGGAUAAAGCAUUUCCAACUACAGAAACUUGGUGAAAGGGACCUCAGUGACAUCCUCAAGCUCCCAUUUCCUACCCUUUUAGCCACCAUCAGGCUCAAGAAUCCAAAAGAGCUGUACAGGUUCUCCAUAAGAUUCAGUAUAGCUGGUUUGCUGUCAUUUAAGGCACGCAGAGCACUCACAGCUUGGGCACGGGCCCAGGGAGCCAUUAUCUUCUUUGAGUUCCAUAUCCCCCUCUUUAGCUGACGGAAGGAGCUGUAAUAUUCCUGGUGGCUCCUGAGCAUCUGUUUGCUUCGCCGUAAAACAAAGACAUCCCUGUGCCAGGUGAUGUGAGCAAUAGCUCACUUCAAUGAGAAAGGUAGAGCAAGGCGUUAAGACAGCUCUUGUCAUUAACGUCAUUAGAGUUGAUUAAGAGAUCAAAUUCAGCCUUCGCUUAAUGUUUUCUUUUCUUCCUGAGAAUGUUUUGUCAGAUAAAAUCAGCUGGUACAAUUCUACCUUCUUGUCAACGCUUCUGUGGAAUGGAUAGGGGAUCUCUAGAUCCCCUAGGUACCUGGGUCUCUUCUGAAUGGACAAAGCUCUGCUUUGCUGCGAGGCUUAAUCCCUUUGCAACCUUUUUAUUUUUCCUGUAAUAGGUGCAAGCCAUGUUAAGGAACCUGUGUGCAUUCACAUGAGCAUCGUGCCCAUGCACUUUGUCGGUGUGGGUUUUGAUUUGGGGACAAGGAAGAGCAAUCGUUGUCUGACCCAAUUUUUAUUUAGUGGUGUUUAUUUAGACUGGCUUCUGUAUCCACAUGGCAUUGGCACAGUUAAACUUAUUCCUCCAGUGAAACAGCAGGAGGAGUAGGAUAGCUUACAUUGAUUUCAGCGCUUUAAGAUUUAAUAAAAAAAGAAUGACUUGCAGUUUGAGUACAUGAAAUCUGACUCAUAACCUGGGAUUACGCCUGUGUUGAAUCAAAUCCCCAAAGAGGAAUCCAUCCCUUUUUGUUCAAGCUGUUGAACGCGCUCUGCCUUGUAUCUCCUUAACUCUGUCAGUUUUCGAGUCCCUGGGAAAUGGGCGAAGAAGAAACUUCAUUGGUUUAAAGAUUUGCGGUGCGCGGUCACUCGAUGAAACCCAUUUUCCGUUCUUUUUUCUCCUCCUCCUAAACAACCUGCUAAGUUUAUAGAAGGUGGGCUGGUACCUUUUUAGACAUUUUUGCACUGUAUUAAUAAUCGAACCUGUGUAAAUGUGUAUAAAAUCGUUUUGCAUGUGUAUGUAUAUAUGUACAUAUCUAAUAAAUGGCUUUUUUUUUUU